Molecule: messenger RNA, 441 nt
Organism: Opisthorchis viverrini
Lineage: Eukaryota; Metazoa; Platyhelminthes; Trematoda; Opisthorchiida; Opisthorchiidae
Exons: 2
Coding region: 1-441 (146 amino acids)
Source: RefSeq, a predicted model, not a curated record
AUGAAGCUCACGACCACAGAGGAUAAGCUUCCGGAAGUUUUCCGCAAGCUCCUAGUAGUGGAAUUGGUUGUUGCAAUCCGACGUUUCGGUUGCCGUGGGACGGUGAAACAGGAAGACAAAAACCCGAUGGUCACCUUGGGUAUAUCCUAUAGAGUUGGUGACCCAGAGGCCAUUCAAAAAAUACUUCGGGAUUAUAUGGUGUUAAAACAUUUUUCCGUAUCAACAACACGUUACAUCGACUCAGUCGAACUGAAACACCGUACAAACUGCGUCUACCAAAUUCCCUGUGCAGAAUGUCUAGCAAAAUACAUAGGCCAGACAGCUGGACAACUCCAUGUACGGAUGGCGGAGCACAAACGACAUGUGCGUCUUCCUCCAAGAAACCCGAUAAAGUUGAGAAAAACUAGAACGAGAUUCAGCCAUUUCACUUCACGCACUUGA